This is a messenger RNA of Phalacrocorax carbo (great cormorant), 5242 nucleotides long. The record is from RefSeq and is a predicted model, not a curated record. NCBI's taxonomy places the organism in Eukaryota, Metazoa, Chordata, Aves, Suliformes, Phalacrocoracidae.
GUGCCUCGCCCGCCGCAACCGGCUCCGCGGCACCGGCUGCGCCCCGCCCCGGCCCCGAACCGGGGGGGACCCGCGUCCCGAGGCGGCGGCGCCCCGACCCGGAGGGACCCGCACCCUGAACCGGUCCCGAAUCCAGGGGAACCGGCGUCCCGACGCGGCUGCGCCCCGACCCGGAGGGGCCCGCAUCCUCCUCCGGUCCUGAACAGGGAGAGACCUGUAAUCCGCAUCCUGCAUCCCGCUCCGGUCCUGAACGGGAGGGACCCGCAACCCUCUCUAAUCCUGAACUGGGAGGCACCUGCAUCCUGCAUCGUCCUCCUGUCCUGAACCAGAAGGUACCUGCAUCCCGCGUCCUGCUCUGCUCGUGAAUCAGGAGGGACCCGCACCCUGCUCCGGUCCUGAACGUGGAGGGACUCACAUCCCGAAUCGGCUGCACCUUGAAUAGGGAAGGACCCGCAGCCUGUUCUCGUCCUGAACCAGGAGGGACCCGCAAUCUGACCUGGUCCAGAACCAAGAAGGACCCACAUCCCGCUCAGGUCCUGAACUGGGAGGUACCUCCAUCCCGCAUCCUGCUCUGCCCGUGAAUGGGGAGGGACCCACAUCCUGCUCCAGCCCUGAACUGGGAGAGACCCGCAUCCCAAACCGGCCACACCCUGAAUCGGGAGGAACCUGCCCCCCAGUGCAGCUGCAGCAAAGCCCGAAGGGACCCACACCCUGAACUAGCUGUGCAUCCCAGUCCAGCUGUGCUCAAACCAGAAGGGACGUGCACCCCGACCCAGCCGCACACCCCCAACCGCCUGCAGCCUGAACCAGAAGGGUCCUAUACCCCAAACUGACUGCAUCCUGAACAUGAGAGACCUAUGCCCCAGACCAGCUGUGCUCUGAACCAGCCACGCACCCCAAAAUGGCUGCACUCUGAGCCAGGAGGGACGUGCACCCCAGACUAGCUGUGUGCCCCGUACUGGUUGUACCCUGACCCUGCUGCACCCUAAAUCAGGAGGGACCUGCGCCCCAAAGCACCCGUGUGCCAGGUCCAGCUGCGUUGCGGUGCGAUGGAUAACACUCUGCUGCUGGAAGUGGAGCUGGAGCACCACUGGCUGCUCAAUACCUCCCUGAACGAGUCCUUCUCGAACCAGUUUGUGCAGCCCCCCUGGCAGGUUGCCCUGUGGGCUGUUGCUUACGCCCUCAUCGUGGUGGUGUCGGUGGUGGGGAACGUGGUGGUGAUGUGGAUCAUCCUGGCUCACAAGAGGAUGCGCACGGUCACCAACUACUUCUUGGUGAACCUGGCUUUCGCCGAAGCCUCCAUGUCCGCCUUCAACACGGUGGUGAACUUCACCUACGCCAUCCACAACGAGUGGUACUAUGGGCUGCUCUACUGCAAGUUUCACAACUUCUUCCCCAUCGCCGCCGUCUUCGCCAGCAUCUACUCCAUGACCGCCAUCGCCCUGGACAGGUACAUGGCUAUCAUCCACCCGCUGCAACCCCGACUCUCAGCCACCGCCACUAAGGUGGUCAUCGGCGUCAUCUGGCUCCUGGCUUUCCUGCUGGCUUUCCCCCAAGGUUACUACUCGGUGAUGGAGGAGCUGCCGGGCCGGCUCGUGUGUCUGGUGGAGUGGCCAGAGCACAGCACCAAUGUGUACGGAAAAACGUAUCACUUCUGCAUGACCAUCCUGAUCUACUUCUUGCCACUUCUGGUGAUAGGAUGUGCCUACACUGUGGUCGGCGUCACCCUCUGGGCAAGCGAGAUACCUGGCGACAACUCUGACCGCUACCAUGAGCAGGUCUCAGCUAAGCGGAAGGUAGUGAAGAUGAUGAUCAUCGUGGUAUGCACUUUUGCGCUGUGCUGGCUGCCCUACCAUAUCUACUUCACCCUGCAGUAUUUCAGCCCUGAGUGGUACCUGCAGAAGUUCAUCCAGCAGGUCUACCUGGCUAUCAUGUGGCUGGCCAUGAGCUCCACCAUGUACAACCCCAUCAUCUACUGCUGCCUCAACGACAGGUUUCGCGUGGGGUUCAAACAUGCAUUUCGGUGGUGCCCAUUCGUCAGCGCCAGUGAGUACGAGGGCCUGGAGAUGAAGUCAGCCAGGUACCUGCAGACACAGAGCAGCAUGUACAAGGUCAGCCGGAUAGAGACCACUAUAUCCUCGACGGCUGGCAUGGCUGAAGAGGAGCUGGAGGAGAGCAGCAAGGCCAAGCGUCUCUCGGUAGACAUGACAUCCAACGGCUCCUCCCGCAGCGACUCUAAAACGGUUUCUGAGAGCUUCAGCUUCUACUCCAACACACUCACCUAAGCAGCUCCCCAGCCUCAUCAGCCGCUCACAAGGGUGCCAACAUCCCCUUUCCCUCACCGGGACGCUCUGGCACUCAAUCCACCCAGCAUCAUCACCCCGGUUUGUGAUGUACUGGCUUUUUUCCAUGCUGUUUUACCAUAUCGUGCUGUGCCACUUGCUCGCCAUCCUUGGGCCAGCCCAAGAGCAAAAGCUUUGGAUUAGUUUCAUGUGCUUCACCGUGGCUUGCACCUGAACACAAGGGGGGUUUGGCUGGCCUCUGCCUUGCUGCCUGUCCAACCCACCACAGACCAGGUGGGUGGAUAGGAUGCUGAAAUGGGACAGAGCUGGGUUUUUGUCCUAAAUCAUUAAGUACAACAUCGGCAGGCAUCUCCCAGUGCAUGCCACCCCACAGGAAAAGGAACCAGUCUUGCACUUUCCUCCUCCCACCUUUAAUUUCAUUCUCCCUGUCACCCUCGGUUGAAUAUCCAGCGGGGUAUUCAAUUCAAAAAUCCAGAAAAAAAUGCUGUUUUCAACUUCAGAGGCUGUACGUCCAUGGGGCACCGCUGGCCUCUCAGCGCUUCAACUGAGAUCCAGGUGUUUCUGCACAGUCUCAACUCAUCUCCCGCACCCGCAUCCCUCUGCACGACCGUCUUCUGUUGCCGCUCCACAGCACAGCCCAUCGAAACAGGGCUCUCCAAAGGAUUUCUGAACUGAGCCAGACUUCGGUUGCUGUUAAUCAACCGUAUGUGCCAAAAGCAAUCACUGUGAUUUCCUAAAAGGCCCAAGGAGAUGGCUCUUUGAUAGAUUUUGGAAGCCUGUGGAGGUCUGGAGAAGAAGAGAGUGACCACACUGAAAUGUCUAGAGCUGCACAGAAAGGGGCACGGUAGGAUUCUGUUGGAAAAACCAAGUUUUGCCAGCAUACAAGGUUUGAAGGGAGACAAGAAUUUUGCAGACUUUUUUUACCUAGAGGAGGUUGAAAUGAUUCACUUCCACUUUCUGGAUUUUGUUUUAACCAGGGAAACUUUUUUCUUUUCAUCCCCCCAUCUUUUGCGUAAAAGAUUACAUUUAUGAUGUGUACAUGGAUAUAGCGAGUAUUUUAGUCCUGUUAUGAUGGAUAAUUUUGACUGGGGCUGUUCAUACCAAGGGCUCCUUUGGUCAACAAAUGCAUGAACAUACACUCAAAGGGGGGCAAAAAAAGUAAAUAAAGUGAGACGUGGGCAAGCUUGGCUUGUCGGGAACAAACCUACAAGUUUAGGGGCAACCUGGGGGCAGUGGUACCGACUUCUCCUUGCUGCUGGUCCAAUCGCUGUACUUUUGGUGUAGAAAUCAGACUCCUAAAAUUGAUUGACCGAACAUCAGACCCUGCUGAGCCAGCAGCAAUUUCUGGAAGUAAAGCAGAGAUGGCUUUUGGAGCUUUUCAAAUAUUCAGCCUCCAAACUGGCUGUUGGAAGAUCAUUAAUAAAUCCCCAGCCACGAUGGUUCUUGGAGAUAAAAAUACACAUAUUUAAGGAAUGACUCCAGCAGAAUGACAAGAAUGAUCAUCUUGGUUUUUACCCGAAGUCCUGCCAAGUGCCAGCGGUGAGGAGCAGCUAUUCUAGCCAUUUCCAUGCUCUUCCCAACUGCUGCAAUACGCAGCGUUACAAACUGCCACAUGCUUCACGCGUACGCUGGAAGACCCUAUUUUUUUCCUGCUUAAACUUCCACUUCUCACCAUUCUUGUUGCCUUAAGACAUAUUCCCUUGCUGCUGCUUCCCACGACCCUGCAAGCGUGGAGAAAAGGGAACGGCGUGAGCCUUCCUGGGGAUCUGGUUUUGCAAAAAACCACCAGCCCCAGGCGACAGCGAUCAAAGGGAUGGACGAUGCCGAGGGUUUUAACGCAAGGGUUGGACUAGGAAACUUUUCCCACCAACUCCCCAGGAGCUGUGCUGCCAAUACACGAGAAGGUGCUACAAACCAGAGCCAAAUUCUGAUUUACUCCUAGCUGCCAAGCCAAAUUAAAAAUUAAAAUGACACCAACUGUCUCGAAAUGGUCUAGAGAGCCAAACAGGGCAAGCAGAGAUCUGCUCCGUCACCCCACGCACAAGGGUGUGUGUCAGGUUGUGAGCCUACAGAAGUCAGCAUUUAGGGGGAAAAAAAAAAAAGGAAAAAAUAUAUAUGCGUGUCUGUGUGUAUAUAUAUAACCAGGCUGCCCUUUAGUCCUCUGUGUUUUAUGCCUCAACGAUGCUGUGAUCGUGAGAUGUGCAAAGAAACGACAACUGCCUUCUCACAAGCAAUGCUCAGCUUGAAACGUGGGAUAACCCCAAGGGCGUGCAUGGAGACUUCAAUUCGAGCUGACAGUUCACAGCCUGAAAUGCUUCCUGUGCAUCUUGUAGAAAACUAUCUCUUGAAAUAAAGUGGGAAAAAUUCCCAGCUGUUAUAAAAUAGUGCCAACGACCGCAGUGGAGCCAGCCUGGGACGCCCAAGCUGAUGGGAACGUGUCAAGAGAUCAUUCAACAGAUGGAGACCAAUGGAGGAAAACCAAAAUGUUCUCUGUAAAUGGGUACGACAUGCCCAAACCUGGGGUUUCCUUCCCCCCCUCCAAGUGCCGAGUUAUUUUAUCAGUGGAAGCAGGAAAAACGGCGAGACUCUCUUCACAUUUACGAUCUAAGCCAACCUCAAAAUGGGAUGUGUGGGUCAGGUCCAUGGCCAUGCUCGUGACAUGCAUCAGGCAGCAUUAGCUGGUUUCACCAGCCUUGGGAUGCUCUGUGCAGGCAAAAGCCACAGAGAAGUCUUUUUCUGAAGGCUAAAAAGCCUAAAACAAGGCACCCCUGCCUAGGCUUGGGGAUGGGACAUCUAACCAUAUGGUAAGUCCAGCCUCUGCUCUAUUUCCAGCUCUUCUUUCAAACAGGUCAGCAAAUACAAAGGCUUUUCCUGGUUUAUUAAGCCCGUUUCCCUGGUUUGCUUGCAGAUCUCUGAUUAGAAAUUCAACUGCAAAGCGA